AUGUCUGAGGGAACAUAUAUAGUUAAUGUUUUAGCGCCCAUUCUCUCUGAAUUCUUUGCUAAAAUUAAACAAUAUUGGCGUGCUUCGUAUGGAGAAACUUGUCUAAAGGCAAGUGCAAAGGAUCGUAAUUCCGACAAGGCAGAUGAUGAACGCCGGUCUAACGGAAAAAAAAUAGAUACCAUUAUUUCCUUAAGAAAAGAAGACAGAGUUCUCA
Molecule: messenger RNA, 214 nt
Organism: Funneliformis caledonium
Lineage: Eukaryota; Fungi; Glomeromycota; Glomeromycetes; Glomerales; Glomeraceae
Source: the annotation of a GenBank genome assembly